UCUAAACCACUCGAGGCGACCACAGUCACAUAACAUCAAUUUCACCGACGUUAUCGGAAAAGUCACAAAAGACCGUCACAGACACAGUAAGAAGAUCGUCAACGAAAUAGUGAAUUUUCUUUUUAUCGUCCUUGCCCGUCAAUGUAAACUUUAAAAUUUCUGACCGCCUUCCGGAAGACCCAGAAGACAGCUUCCAUACGCCUCUGGUCAUAGUGAAGAGUUUGUAAUAUAAUGAAAGCACUGAGUUACAACAGUUGUAACUCCUUGAUGAAAGCAACACAGCGACAUAAGGCUACUGACAGUAUAUAAGGUCUCAUGACAUCAAUUUCACCGAAGUUAGCGAAAAAGUCACAAAAGACCGUCACAGACACAGUAAGAAGAUCGUCAACGAAAUCUUGAAAAUUUUUUAACAGCCUUGCCUGUCAAUGUAAACUUUGACGUUUCUGACCGCCUUCCGGAAGACCCAGAAGACAGCUUCCAUACGCCUCUGGACUCUUAAUGAAGAGUUUGUAAUAUGAUGAAAACAACAUACCGUCAUUAGGCUACUGACAGUAUUAGGUCAAAUGAAGAGUUGGAAUAUGAUGAAAACAACACAGCGCCACAAGGCUACUGACAGUAUUAGGUGAAGUAUGACAUCCCCUCAGCCUUGUUGCCUGUGCAUAGUGGUCUAACAUGCAAAUUAAUUAGGGUCGUUUUCCGUAUUAGACGGUGAUUGGAAGAUCUGAGUGAUAAAUGAUUUUCGGGCAUCAUUUGCGCCUGGCUCAGCAUCAGGUCAACUGAGUGACUGGUAAAACAGCCUCCCGGACAUUGGAUCUACGUAAAACCACAGUUUGAACUUAUUAAAAUAAGUUACAUCUACCGAUCCACGUUGCCGCUGUGUGAAGCCUUACUCCAGAAUAUAUUCUCACACAGGCUAACAAGUGUGCGGUGUAGAAAAGGAUGGGACCUACCAGUAAGACUACCCUCACGGUGCUCACUAUUAGUAUAUUAUCGAGGAUCGCAAACUGUGGACCUAGACGGCCACCUCCCCCUGAAUUGUAUCAUGAACAAUGGCGACCUCAAUAUCACUUCACCGCUCCCAAAAACUUCAUGAACGACCCUUGUGGACUAAUCGCAUACGAUGGGAUUUAUCACUUGUUUUAUGGAUAUGAUCCAGCUGGUAAGGGACCUACAUUGUACAGUAGCUGGGGGCAUGCAGUGAGCACGGAUUUGCUUCAUUGGGAGAUUUGGCCACUCGCCAUACCCGAACAGGCUGGAAUCUUGGCUUUUAGCGGCAGUGCGGUGAUGGAUUUUCAAAAUACCACUGGGUUUUCCACCGACAGAGCCACUGCCAUGGUUAUCAUUUUCACUGGACAAGUCGCGACCUUCAUCGAAUCGGAUCAGCGACUUGCCUAUAGUUUGGACGGCGGGAUAACAUGGACGUUGUAUGACAAGAAUCCAGUUCUGAGAACUGGAAAAAGCCACUUCCGAGACCCGAAAGUAAUGUGGCAUAAACCAUCAGACCGCUGGCUAAUGGUGGUUGCACAAGCAAUGGGGCAAAGAGCAGUACAGUUUUAUUCUUCCCCAGAUCUGAAAAAUUGGACAUACUUGAGUCAGAAAGGCCCAGAAGGACUGAUAUUUAACAAAGAAUGGGAGACACCAAAUUUCGUUGAACUAAAAGUGCAAGGUGAAAAUAUAUCGAAGUGGGUUUUGCCGUCCAUGACUGGAGCUUACUCACGGCCUCGUCGCACUGUAAUGUAUUGGACUGGGGAAUUUGACGGGAAAAAGUUUACUGCUGACCAAACCAAGGCCAAAAUUUUAGACUUUGGUCCCGACUUCACCGCCAUUCAGACGUGGACUAAUUAUAUGGACGAUCGAGUGUUGAUUACAGGGUGGAUGUGCGUAUGGGAAUCAUGUAGAAGUCAUCCAACGCGACCUUGGCAGGGGGCCCAGUCCUUAACCCGCGUGCUGUCACUGGAGAGGGAAAAGGGAGAACUUCUUCUUGUACAAAAACCGAUCAAAGAAGUCGAGAAAUUGAGGACUGGGGUUGUCUGGGAAUUUAAUAACACCACCAUUGCGUCUAUAAAUGACACACUGUUGUCCAAAAAAGUAAAGGGGCGAUUGCUUGAAAUCAUCGUUCAACUCAAACCCAAACCAAAGACACAAAAAGUGGGCUUUAAACUCAUGGUUGGUGAAAGGGAACACACGGUUGUUGGAUACAACCACAUAAAACGCCACGUUUUCAUAGAUAGAUCCAAGAGCGGCCAUAUUACCAAGAAUAUGGGAGUUUUCUACGAUGCAAACGUCACCCUGCAGGCGGGCUCGCUUAAACUGCAUAUGUUUCUUGACUGGUCAUCCGUGGAACUAUUCGCCAAUGACGGACGACAAGUGAUCACCACGCUCAUUUUUCCAAAGAGUAAAACCAGUGAUGGCCUUCGCGCUUUCUGUGAAGGAGACGAUGUUGAGGUUGCCAGCAUGACGGUGUAUCAGUUAAAAACGACGUGGGAUAAAUAUUGGACUGGUAACAGAAAGUCGAAAACUCCAUCAUCGAAAGUUACUGAUUCUACUCUUCUCGCUAAAGUCAAGGCAAAAUUUGCUUCUAGAAGAUUCUUCAGAUUUGACUGUUCUUUUCUCUGUGGCGUGCAUUCGGUUGUUGGUAUAGUCGGCUCAUUGCAAACGCAUGUUAUUCUCUUAGUAUGCACUUGUUACGCAUUUCUGAUAUUGUUGAUAUUCAAAAUAUUAGAGAGGAUACCUGUUGCUGCUAUUUUACGGCGCCACGUCAAAAUAGGUGUCACCCAAAAAUAGGCAUGCUUUAUCUUGUCAGUCUAAAAUUUCGUUUAAAAUUAUUUGAGUGAUCGUUAAUUAGAAACGGCUCAAACGGGCAUAGAAACCAAAUAUUUUAUACUGCCCAGGGUACACUGACAUUACAUGGAGAAGGAAUCCAAUGUUGUGUUCCCAUAUUGCUUUGAACGGUCAGUGUUGUAUGAUGUAGAACAUUAAUUUAAAGGCUGGGAGCCUUGUGUAUCAGCAGUAUGGACGUUAGAAAUAAUCCGGGCACUUGUCGUCUAGAAUCUCAUCUCGGGUUUUCUCAAUCAAAUUAUCCUAUACCUGUGAUAUAUUUUCAUGGCACAAUGAUAUUUUUUUGUAUUUUUGUUCUGUAUAUAUUUCAAAAUCAUUUGCCACUGUGGUGAAAAUAGCCAUUCACAUGGCCAAGUAAGAGUCCUGUAACGAUGGGUGCAUCUGAAAUUUCGGGGGAAAUAGGACAAAAAUUAUCCUAGCAGCAUUAAAAAAAACGCCAAAAGAGAAUAUGAGAUAAAUUUUAAUUUUGUUUCAAACCUGUUUAAAGGCGGCGCAUUAUUUUAAUGACCGAUAUUCGAUUCUCUGGAUCAUGUUACUGUAACAAAACAUUCAUUUCUUUGUUUGUUUGUUUACUGCAGUAUUGAAGCUAAGUAUUGUAUUUAAAAGUCUUUUUUUUAUCUGGCAUUUACUUUUUGUCUUCUCUAGAUUUGUUUUGCCCUAAAUUACUAGUAUACAUCUAAAACAAUCGGCACAAAUAGGCCAUAAUCUGAAACGCGUAGGGUGAUCAUUUCAAUGAUUGUGUACCCCAUGUUGGUGGGGAGGUGAGCUGAUAAAAAAAAAAUAACGUUAAAAAUUUCGCCGCCGGUAUACAAAAUUACCUUCCACAAAAGUAAACUCAAUAAAAUCAGUCUUCAGUUUCAAA
This is a messenger RNA of Lingula anatina, 3700 nucleotides long. RefSeq lists its product as uncharacterized. NCBI's taxonomy places the organism in Eukaryota, Metazoa, Brachiopoda, Lingulata, Lingulida, Lingulidae. Gene Ontology annotation, molecular function: sucrose alpha-glucosidase activity. The record is from RefSeq and is a predicted model, not a curated record. Gene Ontology annotation, biological process: sucrose catabolic process. Gene Ontology annotation, cellular component: cytoplasm.